UGACGAAUCACCAAAUACAAUACAAUACAGCUAAGCGCGCAAGCAUCAGCAAUGGUGGCUCUGCAGGCAACGCCGCUCAAAACCCUAGCCUUCUCCCGCCGGAGCGCCGCCACGGCGGCGCGGCCGCGGCCGAUGGCUAACGUCCGGUGCUCAUCCGCGGCGAGGAGCUACAACAUCACGCUGCUCCCCGGAGACGGCAUCGGCCCGGAGGUGGUCGCCGUCGCCAAGGACGUCCUAUCCCUCGCUGGCUCUCUCGAAGGCGUCGAGCUCCGGUUCCAGGACAAGCUGAUGGGCGGCUCCGCGCUGGAUGCCACCGGCGUACCGCUCCCCGACGAGACGCUCGCGGCAGCCAAGGAUUCUGAUGCCGUACUCCUCGGCGCCAUAGGAGGGUAUAAGUGGGAUAACAAUGAGAAGCACCUCAAGCCUGAGACCGGGCUGCUCCAGCUCCGUGCCGGGCUAGGGGUGUUCGCCAAUCUGCGACCAGCUGCAGUGUUGCCGCAGUUAGUAGAUGCAUCGACACUAAAGAAAGAGGUAGCUGAAGGUGUUGACAUCAUGGUGGUCAGAGAGCUCACUGGAGGAAUCUACUUUGGCAAACCUAGGGGUUUUGGAACCAAUGAAAAGGGAGAGGAUACUGGCUUCAAUACAGAAAUUUAUUCAGUUUCUGAGAUUGAUCGCAUUGCACGCAUUGCAUUUGAGGUUGCUCGCAAGAGAAGAGGGAAACUGUGCUCAGUAGACAAAGCAAAUGUGCUUGAGGCAUCCAUGCUUUGGAGAAAAAGGGUGACUGCCCUAGCUUCGGAAUUCCCUGACAUUGAGCUCUCGCACAUGUAUGUUGAUAAUGCCGCAAUGCAGCUUAUUAGGAAUCCUAAGCAGUUUGACACAAUUGUCACAAACAACAUUUUCGGUGACAUAUUAUCUGAUGAAGCAUCAAUGAUUACGGGAAGCAUUGGAAUGCUCCCAUCUGCCAGUGUUGGUGAAUCGGGACCUGGUCUUUUUGAACCUAUUCAUGGCUCUGCCCCUGAUAUUGCUGGGCAGGACAAGGCAAAUCCAUUAGCUACAAUUCUUAGUGCUGCAAUGUUAUUACGUUAUGGCCUUGGAGAAGAAAAUGCUGCAAAGAGAAUUGAAGUCGCAGUUACAGAAACACUGAACCAUGGGUUCCGAACUGGGGACAUAUAUUCUCCUGGAAUGACAUUGGUUGGAUGCAAGCGGAUGGGGGAGGAAGUCUUGAAGACAGUGGAGUCGCAGAAGGCGGUGGCUGCUGUGAACUGAUACAUGUUGGCACUCAAGCUAUAACCCUGCCAACUGAGAUGGUUGAAAGCUUUUUAGAAGUUGAGCUUGCCGAAAGAGCAUAUUGCUUCUGGACUGUUGAUUUUAUUUUCUGCCUAUGUAUGGAAACUUCAACGGCUGAAUUGAUAUGGUGGCCUCUUUGUUGGACUUCCUGUAAUUUAAUUUUGUCCAUGAUAUAUGGUGUAUCUAUUCGCCCAACAAAAGGGGAUAGUUCCCUUUAUGCCAGCUGAAAAAGUGGUUGGGCUUGUGGCAUUGACAGAAUAUCUUUGUGGCUACGUUUUUUUCAGUUUCUAUGGAUAAUUGUCCGAUUUCGGGACA
Phragmites australis (common reed) is the source of this 1602-nucleotide messenger RNA. Its product is annotated as 3-isopropylmalate dehydrogenase 2, chloroplastic-like. Lineage: Eukaryota; Viridiplantae; Streptophyta; Magnoliopsida; Poales; Poaceae. Gene Ontology annotation, molecular function: 3-isopropylmalate dehydrogenase activity; NAD binding; magnesium ion binding. The record is from RefSeq and is a predicted model, not a curated record. Gene Ontology annotation, biological process: L-leucine biosynthetic process. The transcript is spliced from 11 exons. Bases 52 to 1266 code for a protein of 404 amino acids.